AUGAAGCUGAACGAGCGGAGCCUGGCUUUUUAUGCCACCUGCGACUCCCCAGCCGACAACGCCGGCUUCCUCUACAAGCGCGGCGAGCGGCACACAGCAUACCAUCGCCGCUGGUUCGUGCUGAAGGGCAACAUGCUGUUCUACUUCGAGGAACGGGAGAGCCGGGAACCGGUGGGUGUCAUCGUGCUGGAGGGUUGCAAUGUGGAGGUCUGCGAGUCGGCCGAGGAAUUCGCUUUUGCCAUCCGCUUCAGUGGCACCAAGUCCCGCACCUACGUGCUGGCAGCUGAGAGCCAGGCUGCCAUGGAGUCGUGGAUGAAGUCGCUCUCGCGGGCCAGUUUCGACUACAUGCGCGUGGUGGUGCGGGAGCUGGAGAAGCAGCUGGAGGAGAUGCGCUUGGGGCCGACUGGUGGAUGCGGAGGCUGCCGGGAGUCAUCUGGCUCCUGGAAGAUGAAGCCUUCAGGUUCGGAGCGGUCCCCGGAGCGGCUGCUGGCUCUGCCUGCCGUCCUGCCGAAGGAGAACGGCUGCGCGGUGUGGAACAAUGUGCGGCAUCGUGCACCGACGAUGCUUUCGGAGGAGGAUUUUGACGGGAUCUCCCCCACCUGA
Charadrius vociferus (killdeer) is the source of this 603-nucleotide messenger RNA. RefSeq names its product family with sequence similarity 109, member A (gene PHETA1). The coding region runs from base 1 to 603 and encodes 200 amino acids. Gene Ontology annotation, cellular component: trans-Golgi network; recycling endosome; early endosome. Gene Ontology annotation, biological process: retrograde transport, endosome to Golgi; receptor recycling; endosome organization. The transcript is spliced from 2 exons. The record is from RefSeq and is a predicted model, not a curated record. Lineage: Eukaryota; Metazoa; Chordata; Aves; Charadriiformes; Charadriidae.